CUACUGCGUGCCAAGGACGGUGCUAGCAGAGCAGAUGCGUCUGUUGUGCUUAUUUACCGGUUUUGCUGUCUGUCAGGGGACUGUGUCAGGUUUCCUUCUCCACAGAGCUCCCCCUUCUGCUUGGUGUCAGCUUGUGGCUUGAGACUGAAAGGGUCCUUUCCCACCUCUCCAUCAAGGCAGCUGAAAGCAGCAGUGCAGCCAGAACAACAGCCAAGGCAAUUGUUUGCAUAGAAGAACUCUUCUUCUCUGGUUGCCCUGCCACAGCACCCUUUCCCUCUGGACACUAUUUUGGAAGCUUUCCAGACACCUGACCUGGGUGUCACCGCUCAUCAUCUCUGUUCUCUGCAAUAACAGAAAAAAAGAGGACGAAUCCACAUCGCAGAAGGGAAACUAUUGAAACCGGAGUGGAGGGAGGGAAACCUGCCAGAGACACACACCUCCUUCCCCUACUCAGAGUGCCACAGGCAAGAAUUUUGCUUCCUGACAGCAACAACAGAAGCUCCAACAAGGCUGUCAGCCUGAAAUCGUGUCCAAGAGCAUCUUUACAAGAGUUCAAGGAAGCUUAUUUGGCAUCGGUUCCAGGGAACGCCAACCACUAUUUAAUUUCUCAGUGGACCUAAGGAUUUCAUCAAGAUUAACAUCAAGCUCUUUCCAGCCUUCUUGGUUCUCUAAAUUUGUACUGAAUUCCUGACAUCCAGAGAGGGCAGAAAAUGGCUGAAGGUGAAAUAACAACAUUCACAGCCUUGACCGAGAGGUUUGCUCUCCCAAUGGAGAAUUACAAGAAGCCCAAACUCCUGUAUUGCAGCAAUGGAGGCCACUUCCUGAGGAUCCUUCCAGAUGGAAAAGUGGAUGGCACCAUGGACCGGAAUGACAGCUAUAUUCAGUUGCUGUUAACAGCAGAAGAUGUGGGUGUGGUAUAUAUAAAAGGCACUGAGACCGGGCAGUACUUGGCCAUGGAUGCCAAUGGACAUUUAUAUGGCUCGCAGUUGCCAACAGAAGAGUGUUUAUUUGUGGAAACGCUGGAAGAAAACCAUUACAAUACAUAUACCUCAAAGAUGCAUGGCGAUAAGAAGUGGUAUGUUGGCUUGAAAAAGAAUGGGAAAGGCAAACUGGGGCCACGGACUCAUCGCGGCCAAAAGGCAAUACUUUUCCUUCCACUGCCAGUAUCACCUGAUUAGAUAGUUUCCCCAUGGAAUAAAACCUGUCCUUCAGAAUCCAGCAGCCAGUAGCUUCCUCCUAUCUUCUCUUUUGAUUCUCUCUCCCGCUGGUGAAUGUGAAUGAAAACAUGAGGAAAAGUGAAAAAGUGAAAAAUAGAAAGGGAUUUCAUAUGAUAUGCAUCUAAUAUAAUAUACAACAAUGGUAUUCUCUCACAUAUGUCCCCAAAAUAAAUCUAUUUUCUUUGUGUAUUUCUGCCUGUCAGGGGGUUGGACUGCGUGGCACUUGUGGUAUCUUCCAAUUCUGUUAUUCAAUAAAUCAAAUCACUUAUAGGCAUUGAUAGGCACAUGUCUGUGUGUGCAGCUUGAACAGCACAUAUUAAAGCUUCCCAUGUUUUGAAACAUUUAGAUUGUUUGAUCUAACUUUCAAAACAACUUUAAUCAUUUUUAUAUAUCAUGUGGAUGCAUAAUCAACAAUAUUGAAUCUAUAUUUUAGUUUAAAACAAAUAAACCCUGCAUUUAGGACCAAGACAAAUGAAUCAUUUCUUAUUUAUGCAACCUUGUCUGGUUCUUGGCAAUAUCAGCAAUAUGUAAUAUGUAUUUAUUUAUUAAGCAAAUCUAUAGAACUAUACUUUCUCAAAUGUUGAAAAAUUGUAACUAUAGACAAUGAAGCUGUGUGAGAUAUAUAUAUAUAUAUAUAUAUAUAUAUAUAUAUAUAUAUAUAUAUAUAUCUCACCAAUGACUUACAUGAAUAUUUCUUGAAUAUUUUCUUAACAAAAAAAUAGGAAACAAAUACAGAAAAAUUGUGGGUAAUUGUGGGUUGGAUCUGGGUUGGAUCUGGAGUGAGUUAUUUCAUUAUAUUGCUUUUCAUUACUUCCAAGUAGAAUAGGACACAGUUGAAAUUCCAUCAUGCUAUCCUGGCUUUAGCAUAUCACAGCUGUAUUGGUAUUGAAACUCAUUUGAAUGUAAGCACACACUGGAAAGUCUAGAAAUCAGCAAGACAUCAUUUACUAUUUGGAGCGGUUGCUUAUUGUGCCAUUGAGAGAGUAUUUUGACCUCCACAAUGACUACAAUGACAUAACUUGGGACUUAUGCCAUCAGACCUCUCAAACAGGAUGAUGGUCAGUGUUUUGAAGAAAGCAAUUCACUGAUUGUUUUGCAACACAUAGAUCUAUAAUUGAGGCUUAUCCAAGACAUUUUGCUGUUGGAAGUAAAGGACAGGAUUGCAUUUUCUCUCUGUUCCAUGUAAGCCAACUAGACUGCCAACAACAACACUAGUAACAGGAUCACAUCCUCCAUUGCAUCUCAUGUAGCAAACUAGCUGGUGGGGACAAUAAAGGUGUAGCAUACACAGCCAGUAGGGGAAUGGCUGGCAAGCCUAAAAGAAACAACUAGAAGGAUGAUCCUGCUGCUUCCCAGUAUCCAUCACCUGAAGCGACUUCCAGUUUCUCAAGUCGCUCCUGACACGAAAAAAAACAAAAAACAGCUCUUUGUAUUGCAGUUUUGUCAAAUCACUAUAGGGCUGCAUAUUUUGUUCAUUUGUAUGUGAAAACACAUAAGGAACAGAAUCAUGCUCUUCUCCACAUGUGUAUCCACAAAUAUAAGAUCUGCAGAGUCCUAUCGUAGUUUGGGAAUGCUAUAUUGAUUUAUCAAUCAGAAAACAAUCAAUGAAUUACCUUCUUCCAUAGGUAGAUAAUUUAACUUCUUCCUUGGGCAUUUCCUUAACACAAAAUGCUACCUUGGAUAUUAAUUGAAUUUUUAAAUGUUCAAUUUCUAUCUAUUGGCAAUGUAUAUCUAUUGUGUAUAUUUAAUUGCAGAUUUUGAAUUGCAAACAGCCUUUCAGUCUCCCCCUUUGUGUGUAUAUUAUGUGUUUGUAUGUGUAUAUAUGUGUAUGUGUGUAUGUAUCAUACUGUACUUCAUAAAUAACAUACAUCAAAAACUCCUUCAUCAGCCACAUGUUUAGCCUGCCACAUUUCUAACUGUAAAGAGGCACAAACAAGUGAUUGUGAUGUUUGUUGUAGUUCUUAGAGGUGUGUAAUAUAUCCAAAUUUCUGUUGUGUUAUUGACCUGUUUUCUGGCAAUUCCAAGCCAUCAGCAGCAACAUUUCAUUCAUACCCUCGGGAAGGUUAUUUUUAAUUAGGAGACUUUUAAAGGACAAAGAAAGGGGCAUUUUCUCUUCUCCUUUCUUUUUUUAAAUUUUUAUUGGAGUUACAGUGCAUAUGUGAAAUGUUAUCUUUGCAUUACACAAUUUAACUCUAAGAAAAAAAAACUGAAAAGAGAGUUUUGCUUUCCAAAACAAAAAAACUGAGCAAGCCCUACUGCAGAUCCAAGAAAUGGCUGCAAACAACCUCCCGCCCCCAAAUAAUUCCUUGAAUGAAUGCAGAGUGUGACAAAGAAAUAACAAAACCUAGCAAAACUAAAGCUGUUAUAUUGCAAGAAUCUACUCUUCAUUCUUAGCCUGAAAGAGGCCACAAUCUUGGCAUUUUCAUUCCUAGCUUUGCAGUUUGUAUUUACUUUCAGAUGAAUUUAACCAGCAGAAAGAUUUGUUUCAAUAUACAUGUGCUGCUCUUAUUUGAGUAUAUCAAGUAACGAAUUCCAUGGUAUACUGAUUAGGUAUCAGUCUGCUGUCUGUCAUUAUUUCCCACUUUUUGUCCUGCCAAAGGAUUUUUUAAACUUUCUCACUAAUGGGUGUACUAAUCAUGUUUGUUUGUUUGUUCUUGCCAUUAUUCAUUCCUAAUGAUGUACCUUGCUUCAAAACAAACAUGGAUAUGGGACACUGUAACUAUGAACUAUCUAUUCCCAAAAUAGCACUGCAUAGCAGAGUUAUGAAUUCCUGCAGGCCAAUUUGCUAAUAACAAUCCUAAAUAAACAAAAUACUGACAUUUCUA
Messenger RNA from Anolis carolinensis (green anole), 4042 nucleotides. RefSeq names its product fibroblast growth factor 1 (gene fgf1). The record is from RefSeq and is a predicted model, not a curated record. Gene Ontology annotation, biological process: lung development; positive regulation of MAP kinase activity; cell differentiation. The coding region runs from base 711 to 1178 and encodes 155 amino acids. NCBI's taxonomy places the organism in Eukaryota, Metazoa, Chordata, Lepidosauria, Squamata, Anolidae. Gene Ontology annotation, cellular component: nucleus; cytoplasm. Gene Ontology annotation, molecular function: fibroblast growth factor receptor binding; growth factor activity. The transcript has 5 exons.